AUUACAAGUGAACAAUUCUUAGUUCUUACUGUACCUGUUUGUUACACUUCAUUUCGUGUAAUUUAUCAUUUCAUAAAUUAUUGCAACUAAUCUCGAAGUAAUUUGAUGAUUUUAUAACCCAUUCUCAAACUCGAAAUGUCUUGCAAUACUUGUCAAGCUAAAUUUUCGUUUUUCACGAAAGAGAAUGGUUGUCCCAGCUGUGGCUUUUCUUACUGCAGUAAAUGCUUGAAGUAUAAAUGUAAUCUUUCUGAUGUUGGAGAAAAGAAAAUUUGUGGACGAUGCUUUAAUAAAUUGCAAAAAAAAGAAUCUCCUAUUACUCCAACAGAUGACUUUUCUAUUCCUGAUGGACUUGCUCAACCUCUUGUUCCCAUUGACAUAACUAAAAGAUUGGAUUCAUUGGAAAACCCUUCAAGGCCACCAAUAACAAUGUAUAAAGGAAGUAAACUUGAUAAAUUACAAGUAGUUUUAGAUCCAGUUGAUCAAGAAAUAGUCAAUAGAUUGAAAAAAUUAAAAAAUGAAGACAAGCGAGUACCUCGUCCAACAGAAGAUGAUAUUAGACGUAGACUCGCUUUACUGAAAGAUGUAGAUCCUGACAUUCUUCCACAACCAGUAAAUCUAAAUAAAGUAGAUACAAGAACACCAGAACAAAAAACUAAUGAUUUGAUCAGUGAAUAUCUUGAUAGAUUAGAAAUUUCAAAAGCAAGUGAAAAAACAGAUGAUGAUAUUAAAGCUAGAUUGGAUGCCUUGAGAGGGGUAGAUUCUUCAAAGUACAAAGAUGAUCCUAUGGCUAGCUAUCAGGAAUAUGAUGAAGCUACAUCUACAAAGAAAAUAAUUGAAAAAGCUAUAGCUGAAUCUGCACUAGAGUCUAUAUAUGAGGGAAAUAUUGAUGAACUUGAAGAAAUAUUUUAUAAUUAUGAUUUUCAGGCUCCAUCACAGAAUAGUUUGUAUGAAGAAAAUCUGGACACUUGUUGCAUGUGUGACAACACUAAAAAUCUUGUAAUGUGUAGAGGUUGUACAGGAGAUUUGUACUGCCCACAUUGUUUUAAAAAUAAUCACGACGAAUUUGAAAACCAUAAGACAGUGCCUUAUAAGCCAUCACGACGAAUUGUUGAUUGAAGACAAUCGAAAUUCAUUCCAAUGAUUGAUUUAAUUAUUGUUUUAUAAUAGAAUUGUUAAGUUAUCAAUAAUUAUAUUAGUAGAUAGUACAAAGUGACAAACGGUAAAUCACGGAAAAUUAUUGACGAAAAAUUCACGGAUAAUUUUGAUGCUAUAAUUUUGUUAAAUGUAUGGUUGAGAUUAUUGUGCUGUGUUAAAGUUUGUAAUUUUGUACACGGAAGCUUUGUAUAUUUCUCUAAACUGCGCCGUAAAUGUAAAGCUGUGAUAUUUGAAUAUUUUUGUAUAAUUAUGUGGACGUCAAACAAAUUUUUAAUGUCAUGUGCUGCUAUUUGAAUGCACUUAAAAUAGUUUUCAUUUUGCUUUAUACGUUGUAUAAUUUAUAAUGUGUUUAAUCAACUACUUAUAAACAAAUUACACUUGGAAAAUUUUAUCAAGCUUACUAGUACUAAUUUUAUUUCUUAUUAAAACAAAAAAAUGUUAUUCUUGACCAUAAUAUUUGUUAUUAAAGACCA
This is a messenger RNA of Phymastichus coffea, 1628 nucleotides long. Its product is annotated as abscission/NoCut checkpoint regulator-like. Gene Ontology annotation, molecular function: phosphatidylinositol-3-phosphate binding. The coding region runs from base 136 to 1116 and encodes 326 amino acids. Gene Ontology annotation, cellular component: centrosome; midbody; cleavage furrow. The record is from RefSeq and is a predicted model, not a curated record. The transcript is spliced from 6 exons. Gene Ontology annotation, biological process: mitotic cytokinesis checkpoint signaling; abscission. Lineage: Eukaryota; Metazoa; Arthropoda; Insecta; Hymenoptera; Eulophidae.